UUCAUUAGAACGCCUGAGGCGCCAGACUGGGACAGCUGCACCAUUUAAGGUGGAACGGGAAAAUUCGAACAAGAAGCUGGCGAAUAGGAAGCCGACUUUACCCUCGUGUUUUUUAAUGUGCUACAAAGUCAAUGAAUCUUUAAUUUUAUGAGAUUUUUAAACUUGUCUGACUGUUUCUGCCGCUUUAUUUUGAGUCAAAGCUGUUUUUAUCACUCCGUUUUGGGAUCAACGAGGUUUGGGUUUCAGUCUAAACUCAGAAAAUCAAAAAAAAAUCUGAAAGCACCUCGAUGAACGAAGGAAAUCCCUGAAUAUUUGGUCUGAAUUAUACAGCCCGACUAGAGCUUCACUGACCAUCAGAGGGUCCUCUGCCCACCUCUGCCGACCAUCACAUGGCUUCUGUUCACAGACGACAUUAGGAGACGCAUGAGCUGCUACUUUUUUCAGUGACCGAAAAUGGAACCUGACACUAAACGGAGAAAAGGAAUGGAGUACGACACGGACUUGUGGGAUGUCCUUCCUGUCCUCUCAGACGAACAGUCUCAGGACACUAAACUGCUGGAUGCUUAUGCAGCCCCCAUCACUGAGAAGAGAGAAACCUCACGUUUGGUCAAAGAGCUGGCUGUGGUCUACCCUUUACCGGAUCUUCAGCAUAUAAAGAGGGUAAGGGCUCGCAAAGACAAGAGCGCUCCUCAUCCACUGGAGGUCAUUGUGUGUCUGGCUAGUGAUGUGUCAGAGCUGGAAAGCCAAAGGCCUACUCUCGCUGACCUGCUGAGCUCGAAGACCAUUGACUCUAGGGGCUUGGGUGAGCCUUUUCUUGUCCAAAUUCCAGCUAGUGCUCCACUAACCAGACCACAGUUUGAGCGAGCGAGUGAGCAUUGGCCUACAUCUUUUCAUGAAGACAAGCAAGUCACUUCUGCCUUGAGAGGACAGUUGUUCUCUUCCAGUGAGAAGGCUAAAAUGGGAGACUAUAUGAUGGCGGCUAUACAGGCUGCAAGGUCAGGCCAAGCACUGGGAAUGGAUGGUGUGGGUGCAGUGAUCGUUGACCCACAGUCUGGCCAAAUCGUUGCAGUAGGUCAUGACUGUAGGCGAGGCACUCAUCCACUCCAUCAUGCUGUAAUGGUGUGCAUUGACCUUGUGGCAUAUACGCAAGGAGGAGGUGCCUAUGAAUAUGAGAAGUACCCAGCCUGCAGAUACAGUGUCCCUGAGUCACAGGUCACCACAAGUCACGAUGACAUUAGGACAGUAGGAAACCACUGCAGCUCUGACAACGCAGUGGAAUGUGGACAGCCGUACAUUUGCACCGGAUACGAACUGUAUGUCACCAGAGAGCCAUGCGUGAUGUGUGCCAUGGCAUUAGUCCAUUCAAGGAUAAGCAGAGUUUUCUAUGGAGCAGCUUCUACAGAUGGCGCCUUAGGAACCAAGUAUAAAAUUCACUGUCAAAAAGACUUGAAUCACCACUUUGAUGUGUAUAAAGGAGUGAUGCUACAGGCCUGCGAGGAACUGUUGGACUUUAAGUAAUUUUAAUUCUUUGUUUUUAACAGACAUGGACUCCUAAAGUCUGUUUUGAAUUAACUGCUUCUGUGAUGUCACAAAAACAAACACGUUUACAGGUGUCCACUUAAAGUUUAAAGUUAAGCUCUGCCCAUUUAAACUAAACUUAUAAGAAGAGUUUCAACCCAGAUAACUUUUUAAAUGAAGCGAAACGCAGGGCACCCAGCUGGAACAGAGCUCUUUUACAUAUUUCAGUUUCAGAGGCACAAUAACUGAAAAAAGAAAAAAAAAAAAACAGCCUGCUUAA
Messenger RNA from Colossoma macropomum (tambaqui), 1798 nucleotides. It is a transcript of the gene adat3, whose product is annotated as adenosine deaminase tRNA specific 3. Gene Ontology annotation, biological process: tRNA wobble adenosine to inosine editing. Gene Ontology annotation, molecular function: tRNA-specific adenosine-34 deaminase activity. Gene Ontology annotation, cellular component: nucleus; cytoplasm. The transcript is spliced from 2 exons. Bases 454 to 1518 code for a protein of 354 amino acids. NCBI's taxonomy places the organism in Eukaryota, Metazoa, Chordata, Actinopteri, Characiformes, Serrasalmidae. The record is from RefSeq and is a predicted model, not a curated record.